GUGGAUGACAACCUCUUCCAAUGGGAAGCUGCAAUUAAGGGACCAAAAAAUAGCCCUUAUGUUGGAGGAACCUUCCAUGUCAUUUUCAAAACCAAGGUGUUACACCCAAAUAUUUCUGACAAAGGAGAUGUCUAUCUCUACAUGCUGGACAAUGGAUGGACUCCUGGUUUCACAAUUUCUGAUAUCCUAAUGACUCUUUGGGGAAUGCUCCUUACCCCAAGAUUAGAGCUUCCUGAUAAGGUGAACGAGAAUACUCUG
Molecule: messenger RNA, 258 nt
Organism: Thlaspi arvense
Lineage: Eukaryota; Viridiplantae; Streptophyta; Magnoliopsida; Brassicales; Brassicaceae
Source: the annotation of a GenBank genome assembly